UGGCAGGUUCAUCGACAUGGAGAGAGUACACCGAUUAGAUAUGAACAAUUUGAACUCACCAAAAAAUUGCAAGAGCUGAUAAAACCCUGGGGAUACGGACAACUGACUUCUGCUGGCAAAAGGACUGGCUACAAAUUAGGCAAAUUUAUUCGUCGUAGGUACAACGAGUUGCUUUCUCCAAAAUAUAAGGAGUCCGAGAUCUACAUCCGAUCGACUGACUCCACAAGGUCAAAGAUGACAAUGCUGACUGCCAUGUCUGCCGUGUACCCAUCGCUUAAAAAUGCUUGGAGUAAAGAUAUUUGCUGGGAACCUGUGCCUUACACUACUGAACCAGCUAGGUAUGAUUUUAAUACAGCAUUUGUGAACUGCCCCGAUCUCGUGCUCUUCCAUGAAUAUACCGAGAACCAAACAUCACAUAGGAUGAGCCAAUAUUCAAAUAUUCUUGCUAAUAUAUCCGAUGCUUUAAACUUCAACCUCACUGCGUUCCCCUUGUUUGCGUACAAGCUUUACGAUUUUGUAGUCAGCCAGCAACAUCUGGGUUAUGAUAUAGGCCAAAGAUUGACUGAAUUAAUGCUACCAUUCGAAUUCGCUGCAAGUGAAGCCAUGGACAUAAUGCACGGUGAUGAUAAUUUCAUUGACUUGCAAGCUGGUGUUCUCCUAAAGGAAUUCUUUACACAUGCUAAAGGAAUUAUCAACUGUACAGGCACUCAGCGAGUUCGUAUAUACUCCGCUCAUGACAUCAAUGUCUACUCUUUACAAUCUGUGUCCUUAGUGAAUCCAAGACAGGGAUUCCCAAAAUAUGGCUCCGUAUUCUCUUUGGAACUGAGAAGGAUUCCUGAAACUGGCGAAUUUGUUGUUUUGCCCGUCUACCUCCCCUCACCGAAUGAGACAGAAUAUUACCUUCAUGUACACGGCUGUGGCCUCCCCUGUAAAUUUGACAAAUUCUUUGAGAUCACCUCAAGGUAUCUUCACGACGUAGAUUCUUGGCGUGCAAAAUGUGGAUUCACUGAGGAUUACAAAGUCGAUGCCUCGAUCUUGGAUUAAUUCUUGAAAUAGGCUAACUUGGCAGAGUAGUCUCGGCAACGUCUUCCAAAAUUGAAUAUGUUACUUCCUAUUAUAAAUUUAAAAUAGAAAUUUACCUUCUACGUUCUCAACAAAACACUUUUGCCGCGAAAUCUUCGUGGUUAAACAUUUUAUAUUUUUAAUUUUCCACGAUAUUUGUCACCUUUGUCCGUACCACAUUAUUUAGUUUUUUAUUAGAAGAAAUGUCUUAUUAUAACCUUUAAAAUAUACGGAAAUUAUCUCCCAAUUCGGUGUUUUAAUAAGGGAGCAAAGGCUGCUGCCUGC
Hyposmocoma kahamanoa is the source of this 1347-nucleotide messenger RNA. RefSeq names its product prostatic acid phosphatase-like. Gene Ontology annotation, biological process: dephosphorylation. Gene Ontology annotation, molecular function: phosphatase activity. The record is from RefSeq and is a predicted model, not a curated record. Lineage: Eukaryota; Metazoa; Arthropoda; Insecta; Lepidoptera; Cosmopterigidae. The annotation marks the transcript as partial. The transcript is spliced from 6 exons.